AUGGAAAAUGUUGAAGCUGUUGCCUCUUCAUUAGUCAACGCUGACUAUCACGGCCAUUCAACAACCAAAAUCCGAGAAAGCCAAGAGAACGAUGCUAUAACAGGGAACGAACGUCAAGUCGAACGUUUCGUGCAGGAUGAAGUGGACAUUUCAGAAUUUCAUUUAGCCGGAACCGCGUAUGGUCAAGAUGAAGCGGCGCUGGACGAUGACAUCGAACGUGAGGAGGAAGAGGACGAAUCUGAAGAAGAAGAGGGCGAAUAUGAAUCAGGAGAGGAAGCUGUUUCGACCGUCAAAGACAACCUUAGUAUUCGAACGAUAAUUGACUGCACAAUCUCGGUUCAAGGGCUUCUCAGAAGAGCCUUUGUCUCUGGAGACGGCGAGAAUCAUCAGAUGUACUAG
Molecule: messenger RNA, 399 nt
Organism: Letharia lupina
Lineage: Eukaryota; Fungi; Ascomycota; Lecanoromycetes; Lecanorales; Parmeliaceae
Exons: 2
Coding region: 1-399 (132 amino acids)
Source: RefSeq, a predicted model, not a curated record